GCAAGCGGCGAUACAACAUCAAACUCUGGAAGACCUUCACCGACUGCUUCAACUGUUUGCCCAUCGCUGCCAUCGUGGAUGAGAAGAUCUUCUGCUGCCACGGAGGGCUGUCCCCAGACCUGCAGUCGAUGGAGCAGAUCCGGAGGAUCAUGCGGCCCACGGAUGUGCCGGAUCAGGGGCUCCUCUGUGACCUGCUCUGGUCUGACCCUGACAAGGAUGUGCAGGGCUGGGGGGAGAAUGACCGUGGGGUCUCCUUCACCUUUGGAGCAGAGGUGGUGGCCAAAUUCCUGCACAAACAUGACUUGGACCUCAUCUGUAGGGCACACCAGGUGGUGGAGGAUGGCUACGAGUUCUUCGCUAAGCGCCAGCUUGUCACCCUCUUCUCGGCCCCCAACUACUGUGGCGAGUUCGACAACGCAGGAGCCAUGAUGAGCGUGGAUGAAACACUCAUGUGCUCCUUCCAGAUUCUGAAGCCAGCUGACAAGAACAAGGGCAAGUACGGGCAGUUCAGCGGGCUGAACGCCACCGGCCGUCCCGUCACCCCUCCUCGCAACUCUGCCAAAGCCAAGAAAUGAGCCGUGAGCCACCCCCCCAGACCUCCCUCAGCCCCCCCCAACAGCAUCAGGUCGCUUUUCUUUCGACUCAGUUUUUUUAUUUGUAGGAUCCUGCCCCCUCCCUGCCACGCUCCAGGCUCAAGGCAGGGAGUGCUGGGGCGAGGGGUGAUCCCAGAGCUCAGCCCUGGGGGGACAGUGGAGGGGAUGGGGGGCAGGAGGAAUUUUUUUGGGAAUAAACUUGUUAAUGGGUCA
This is a messenger RNA of Acanthisitta chloris (rifleman), 806 nucleotides long. RefSeq names its product protein phosphatase 1, catalytic subunit, alpha isozyme (gene PPP1CA). The annotation marks the transcript as partial. The record is from RefSeq and is a predicted model, not a curated record. The transcript is spliced from 4 exons. NCBI's taxonomy places the organism in Eukaryota, Metazoa, Chordata, Aves, Passeriformes, Acanthisittidae. Gene Ontology annotation, molecular function: protein serine/threonine phosphatase activity. Gene Ontology annotation, cellular component: cytoplasm; nucleus.